Molecule: messenger RNA, 3270 nt
Organism: Myxocyprinus asiaticus (Chinese sucker)
Lineage: Eukaryota; Metazoa; Chordata; Actinopteri; Cypriniformes; Catostomidae
Product: alpha-2-macroglobulin-like protein 1
Exons: 24
Coding region: 1-3270 (1089 amino acids)
Cellular component (GO): extracellular region
Molecular function (GO): endopeptidase inhibitor activity
Source: RefSeq, a predicted model, not a curated record
AUGUACAAACAGGUCAAUGUUACCAGUUUCAGUGGGACACCAAUUCCAGGCAAAGCAGUCUAUAUCUUGGGACGUUGGAGCUGGCCACCAAUACAGCUCAAGAGUCUUAAAACGGACCGUAAUGGACGGGCAUCCUUCUCCAUCAAUACUAGUACUUUUCCAAAAAGUGACGCUCCACUGAUGGUGAGUGUUACUCCAGAUGCUAUUUUUGGCUACAAAAAGGCAUACUUCACUUCAGCUGAGAAAAAUGUCCAGAUUUUUCAAAAAUCUGCUCCCACUACCCCAACAAUAAGUACACUUACUAUAGUGAAGCCAGAGCAACCAUUGAAGUGUGGUGUGGCGUUUCCAGUAACCAUCAAAUAUUCAUUUGUUGGAGAGACUUUCAACAGUGUCUGCAGCACAGACAUCGUCUACAUGGUCUUGUCCAAAGGAGUGAUUGUUCAACAUGGAUACCAAAAGGUUGAAGUGACCGCUUCUAAUGCAGUAUUGAGUGGCACGAUGUCUUUCAUGCUCUCCGUUGCACCAAAUCUGGCUCCAGUAGUGCAGAUUCUGGCAUAUUGUGUUCUACCUAGUGCAAGUGUAGUUGCUGUUGGCACAGAUUUUGACACCGAAAAGUGUUUAAGAACCCAGGUGUCUGUGCAGUUCUCUCCUGAUAAAGCAGUUCCAGGAGAGAACAACACCAUACAGCUAUCAGCUCAACCUGGUUCAGUUUGUGGCCUUGGCUCUGUAGAUCAGAGCGUGUUGAUUUUGGAGCCAGGGAGACGUUUAAAUGCUGAAGCGAUUUUCAAUUUGCUGCCAGUGCGGACACUCUCCGGUUAUCCUUAUGAUAUAGAUGAUGACCCAGGAUGUCAGUCUUUUGGACCUCUAAAACCUGUUCGUUCUCCUGCACGCCGAAGCAUUUUGCCUAGGCCAGUACCCCAGGGAAAUACCGAGGCCUAUUACAUCUUUAAGAACAUGGGGCUGAAGAUUGUGACAAAUUUGGCUGCACUAAAACCACAGUGCAACUUUUGGGAUGUGGGGUUUCUUCCUGGAGUCAUGGCAAUGGCUCCUGUUACUGCUGCUGAACCACCAAGACCGAGUACAAGCUCUGACGUUAAGUCCCUUUCUGACGUGACCGUUCGGACCGCCUUCCCAGAGACGUGGAUAUGGCAACUUGCAGAAGUGGGGGCCUCUGGAACUGCUCUGGUUACUGUCAAGGUUCCUGAUACCAUCACCACUUGGGAGAUGGAGACCUUCUGUCUGUCCCCCAAAGGUCUGGGUCUGGCUCCCCCUGCUCGGCUCACUGUUUUCCAGCCCUUUUUUGUGGAGCUCUCUCUGCCUUACUCCAUUAUCCGUGGUGAGAGCUUUGAGCUGAAGGCCACUGUCUUCAACUAUCUGUCCAAGUGCAUCAUGGUCACCGCAACUCCAGCGGCUUCAUCGAACUACACUCUUGAAGCCAACUCUCCUCCAUAUUCCUUCUGUCUCUGUGCCAAUGGGCGGAAGACCUUUAAAUGGACCCUUAUUCCCCUUGUUCUUGGCAUUCUGAAUGUGACCAUUAGUGCACAGGCCAUGCAGUCAAAGACUAUGUGUGGCAAUGAGAUUGUGACCGUGCCACAGAGAGGAAGCAUUGAUGUAGUCACUCGACGUCUACUUGUUCAGGCUGAAGGUGUUGAAAGGACAAAUGCCUACAGUUGGUUGCUGUGUCCACAGGGAAGCCGUGUUCUGGAACAGGUGACGCUGACUGUACCUGCAAAUGUUAUAAGUGGAUCCACCAGAUGUUCUGUUUCUGUUGUUGGGGACAUAUUGGGCCGUGCAUUAAAGAAUCUUGAUGGGCUGGUAAACAUGCCAUUUGGUUGUGGAGAGCAGAAUGCUGCUAUAUUUUGUCCCAUUAUUUACGUUCUUGACUACCUGAUGUACACUAAGCAGCUUACCUCUUUCAUCAGAGAAAAAGCCCUUGACUUCCUAAGGAUUGGAUACCAGAGAGAACUGAACUACAGACAUCAUGAUGGUUCAUACAGUGCGUUCCGUACUGGUGAUGGGAAUACAUGGUUGACUUCAUUUGUCCUGAGGUGUUUUGGCAAAGCGAAGACAUACAUAUAUGUUGAUCCAAAUGUUAUCCUUAGUGCAAGGAACUGGUUGGUUGAUAGGCAGGGUCCUGAUGGCUGUUUUGCGCAAGAGGGAAUUCUUUACCACCAUGAAAUGAAGGGUGGUGUAGAUGAUAAUGUGACCAUGACUGCCUACAUUAUGAUAACUUUGCUUGAACUGCAAACUCCAGUCUCUGAUUCAGUAGUUGUCAGGGGUUUGUUCUGCUUGAGGCCGGUCAUUGGGAAUAUAAUAAACCCUUACACCACUGCUCUCCUUGCCUAUACGUUCAGCCUUGCUGGAGAGACAAACGCUCGACAGACACUGUUAACUAAGUUGGACAAUAUUGCAAUCACAACUGGAGGUCUUCACUGGUCUCCGACUCAGUCUGGUACUGAAACCACUGGUUCUUUAGCAGUGGAGAUCAGCUCGUAUGUUUUGUUAGCCGUUCUUACUGCAAAUCCACUCCGUCCAGCUGACCUUGGCUAUGCUAACCGGAUUAUCCGCUGGCUUGUGCAGCAGCAGAAUCCCUAUGGAGGAUUCUCCUCCACACAGGACACCGUGGUGGCUCUUCAGGCUCUAUCAUUGUAUGCCAGGGUGUUCCGCUCGACUGGAUCCAGCACCGUGACCAUAUCAUCUGUGGGAGAAACCUACCAAUUUGUUGUGAAUGAGACCAACCAGCUGCUGUAUCAGGAGAAGUCUCUGAAGAAAGUUUUGGGCAAGUGUAGUAUUGACGUGAAGGGCUCCGCUUGUGCGUCUGUGCAGAUCGCCUUAUUUUACAACAUUCCAGCACCUGUUCAGACCACCAAAUUGAGUGUUGAAGCAAAGGUCACAGGAGACUGCUUCUCAUCACUUGGACAAAAACUAAUGCUGAACUUCACUGUCAAAUACAAUGGGACACAAUCAAAUACUAACAUGGUAAUCAUGGAUAUUAAACUCCUAUCAGGGUUCACCGCAGACACCUCAACGGUAGGUUUGACUUUUACUCCACCAAAUUCAUUUGUACCAAUUGUGGAGCAUGUGGAUCAUGAUGGGGAUCAUGUGAUAGUGUACUUGAAAGCGGUUCCAAAAGAUAUUCCUUUGACUUUCAGGCUACAACUGACAAGAGCUUUCCAAGUGAAGAAUAUCAAGCCAGCUGUUAUCAAAGUCUAUGACUACUAUGACCCAAGUGACCAGUCUGAGACUACAUAUGCCUCCCCCUGUGUGUGA